Corylus avellana is the source of this 1396-nucleotide messenger RNA. RefSeq lists its product as uncharacterized. The record is from RefSeq and is a predicted model, not a curated record. Lineage: Eukaryota; Viridiplantae; Streptophyta; Magnoliopsida; Fagales; Betulaceae.
UGUUGACGUGACAAAUUGGAGAGGAUUUUGAUAUCAAAUUGUCAAAAUCCUGUGUUAUUUAGACUAAAACGACACCGCUUGAAUGAUGAAGUCUCAAUACGCAGCGUUUUGUCCUGCCCCAGCGGGCAUUCAAAUCUGACUUUCUGACUUCUGAGAAAAGUAAAACAAUUACUCCUGGCUGCCUUGGCGGCUUAAGAUUCUUCCCUCUUCGUCAAGCUUUGGAUAAUUCUCUCUGAUCUCAAAAUGCACUACUAAUAACCAUCUAUCUAAAUAGCAUAAACUAGAUUUUGAGUUAGGGUUUUCUAUAACCAUGGAUUUUCAGAACAAGCGUCUUCAGCUUCUGCUCUCUAUCGCCGGUAUCAUCGUUCUCGGCUUCGCAGCUGAAAAAUGUCGGCAGCUAGUUGGGGAAGAUGCUUCAUCUCAGAGCGGGAAGUUCACGAUCUUGAACUGUUUUGAUAUGGGCUCUGGAUCUGUAGCAUGCGGUGUGAAGGAGGGUGUGAAGCUGUACGUCUACAACAUCCGUGCUGCACAUGUUGAAAAAGCGAGGCAUCUUGCAAUUGAGGCUGCCUUAGUUGAUGCUUUGUCACAGGGGAUGUCUGCUAAAGAAGCAGCCAUUCAAGCACAGAAAGAAGGUGCAAAGGCUGCAAAGUUGGUAACCCGGCAAGCCAAGCGCAUUAUAGGCCCCAUUAUCUCUUCUGGAUGGGACUUCUUUGAAGCCAUAUACUAUGGCGGUACCAUAACGGAAGGUUUCCUCAGAGGUACUGGAACACUGUUUGGCGCCUAUGCUGGUGGUUUCGUUGGAGAGCAAAGGCUUGGGAAGUUUGGCUACCUUGUGGGAAGUCAUUUGGGCAGUUGGGUUGGAGGUAGAAUAGGACUUAUGGUAUAUGAUGUGGUUAAUGGAGUGCAUUACUUGCUUCAAUUUGUUCAAACUGAGGAAAGUGUAGUUCGCGAAACGCCAGCUUAUGAUAAUUCUGAAGAGGAUUCCUAUGCUGCUUAUGAGGCUCCUUCAUAUGUUAGUUCUGAAGAAUCUGAAAAUUCCAAUGUUUAUGAAACUCCUGUCUAUGAGAGCUCUGAAACACCUGAAGAUUCUGAACUGUGGUGAUUCAUAAGGUUAUUUUUAUGAUUCUUAUCUCUAUAAUCUAUAAUUUAGUUACUCAUUAAAAAUUUAUGUAUAAAUCUAGGUAUAGUUUCUUCAUACAACUCUGUACUCAUGCUUCCUUGAGGUAACCUUAAAAUUCUAUGGGAAGUCAUUUAGUUGAACAUGAUUCUGUAAAUCAUGGAAUUUAUUACCAACUACUGUGUCAGAAUGGGGUUUGUAUUUGUGUGUUUACAUUGGAAAAGAAGAAAAAAAAACAUUUGAGAGUUGGUUUUCCAGUUUGUCAUGGAAUGUGAAAUU